Chondrus crispus (carragheen) is the source of this 987-nucleotide messenger RNA. RefSeq lists its product as hypothetical. Lineage: Eukaryota; Rhodophyta; Florideophyceae; Gigartinales; Gigartinaceae. The record is from RefSeq and is a predicted model, not a curated record. Gene Ontology annotation, molecular function: S-adenosylmethionine-dependent methyltransferase activity; O-methyltransferase activity. The transcript has a single exon. The coding region runs from base 1 to 987 and encodes 328 amino acids.
AUGUCUGAGCUGCCGUUUCUGCCUCGUCUUAAAUACUCACCCUCUGACUCUAGUUGCACCACAAUGUCUCUCAAACCUGCUUUCAUUGCACCCAUCUCUUUGAGAGGCCUAGGUGCGAGCAAUCUCCGUGCAAUAUCUCCCUGGUACACAAAAGCUCGCAGUUUUGCUCGUCCAACACGAUGGACAGCUUCUGCAUCCGGCCCGGACACUUCAAACAUCGACACUUACAAUGCGUGGAUUGCCGAAAAGCAGUCUGCGCGAAACCAAGCGAAAACUUCGUCCAACAUUGGCGUGACCUCUAUCACGAAGGCGCGCGAGGACAUGCCAUCGCCGCCACCGUUUCCGCACCCGACUCUCUUUCAGCCUGGGGCUGAGGAGUACGCUUGCGAUAUGACCCGUCUUCCACCCAAGGACUUUGGCAUUAUCGCCCAAGAGACGGAGCGCGCUGGGCUCUUCGCCCCUUGCAUGGUCGGAGCGGUUGAAGGUCAGUUUCUCAAGAUGCUUGCCCAGAUCAAGGCCGCGAAACGUGUUCUGGAUAUUGGUACAUUCACUGGGUACUCAGCGCUUGCGUUUGCGCAAGGGGUUGUCGAAGGCGGCCAAGUGAUCACUAUUGAAGCGGACGGGAGGGCUGCGGAAGUUGCGAGAAAAGUUUUUGCGAAGGCUGAGCAUGGUGAUCGAAUUCAGCUGGUGGAAACAGAUGCCAGGAAGGAGGUUGCGGAUAUGGUGAAGAGAGGGGACAAGUUUGACAUUGUGUUUUUGGACGCGGAUAAGGUCAAUUAUCGGAAUUACUAUGAAGAUGGUUUGAAGCUGCUGAAGGAAGACGGUAUAUUGAUGGCAGACAAUGCUUUAUGUUCUCUUGUGUAUAGUCAAGAUGACCCUGUCCGGCAGAGCCUUCAUGAUUUCGCUCAAUUUGUGCGAAACGAUGAGAGAGUCGAGCAGGUUAUGCUCACUGUGCGGGAAGGAAUUCUAUUGGUACGCAAAGUUUAG